CUACUUUGGUUCUACUGGAAUCAUAUGUUUCCAUUGAAAUCUAUUAAAGAAAUAGCAACGCAAUCAGAAAUUCCGGCAAUGUUUUUAUUCAAUGCAGCAAAUCAAGCUCGGGGCCGCUAUAGACUCUUGCCGGAGGGGUCGCCGACGCGGCCUGUGGCGCCGUGAUUGAGUGCCACAGCGAGUAGAGUCGAGGCGGAGCAAAUGGAACAGAGUGGCAAAAGAGGCUGCGCCGCCGGCGAGAUUGACGAGAAGUGAGUAUUGGAAUGGCACAAAUUGGUAAUUUUCGGAUGAGAACGGGAGGAGAAUCGUCUUUUGGAGUCUGAAGAUUCGAAGCAGAGAGUUAGCUGCGGCCAUGGGAUGGGGUUCUCUGCGGCGAGUUUUGUGUAUAGCGGCAAAAGACGAAAGGGAAUUUGAAAACUAAAAAUGUUGGGGUGUGCAUUUACAGAUUUACCCAAACCGGAUUAAAAUUAGAAAGCCGCCGGCUCGUCAUCCGUGCGCUUGGAAGGCCGAAUCUGCGGCGGCUCCUAAACUUGACACUUGACACACCUGCCUUGCCCAGAACGAAACCAAACACUCAUACGCUUAAAUAGGAAAUCAGACCCCAAAAAGGCCUGUAUUCUACACUGUCCGAACGCAUCUCUAGAGAGAAAAAUAACAGAGGAAGAUUAAGCUUAGAGAGAGAGAGAGGGGAAGGGAAGAUGGUGCUAUGGGAGAUAACAUUGGCAACGGCGUAUUUCUUAGGUUUGAAGAGAACGUACAGACUCGCAUUGAGGAUUCAGCGGCGGGUGAUUAGGCCCAAGUAUCCGAAGAUUCGUCAAUUUGCUCACAGACGAACACGAGCUGUGUUUGAUGUGGUACUCAAGUUUCAUAGGAAAAUACAAGAAAGAGAUCUUGAAGCUGGAAGGAAUCUUGGCAACUGGAUCCUUCGAUGGCUUGAUAAAGCAAAGCCAACAGCUAACAUCCGAGGAGAACCCCCUUCCAUUGGCAGUCCGAACAAAUUCAACUCCAAACCACUUGCAAACUCAACACCCCCCAAGAAGCUCGACAGUUUUCAGAAGUUUGAUGCAAAACAGGAUCAGGAUUCCAGCAGGCAUCUGUUUACCUCAUCAAGAAAUAUGUGGCCUAAAGCCUUUCCCACUGUUGCAAUGAUGAUGAGGCCUACAAAGCCUGCAGGAACUAGCAUCCACUACAGGCAGUUCAGCAUUAGCAGGCUUGGUGACUUCAAAGCUAACCUUGGAAGCAAUACUUACAGUGGCAUGGUACGCCCGGACAUAAUGCAGUGGAUUCAACGUGGUCACCUUACUAAUCAACCUACGUUUGCUGCUUUAUCUUGCAAAAAGCUGAACUUCCUUGAGGUUUGAAUUUAGGCAAUUUUCAUGCAUUCUAAUUAGUACUGUGGAAUGUGCUCUCAGCUCGAUAUGAUCUGGAAAGCACAACAUGUCCUUAAUCCAAAGAAAGCUUUCUUCAAGUCGCAAGAAGAUUAAAUUAAACUAGAUGCUACAAGUUUGAUUUUGUAAAUGGUAGUUACCUUUUAAUUUAUUAUAUUGUUGUCAGUUUCUUGUCAAUUUGUAUGGAUGUGCGUCAAUUGUGUGUGUGUGUGUGAAUGAAGAAAUGUGCGUCAAGGUGAAA
Ipomoea triloba (trilobed morning glory) is the source of this 1629-nucleotide messenger RNA. RefSeq lists its product as uncharacterized. The transcript is spliced from 3 exons. Bases 699 to 1361 code for a protein of 220 amino acids. NCBI's taxonomy places the organism in Eukaryota, Viridiplantae, Streptophyta, Magnoliopsida, Solanales, Convolvulaceae. The record is from RefSeq and is a predicted model, not a curated record.